Molecule: messenger RNA, 1077 nt
Organism: Populus nigra (black poplar)
Lineage: Eukaryota; Viridiplantae; Streptophyta; Magnoliopsida; Malpighiales; Salicaceae
Exons: 2
Coding region: 378-824 (148 amino acids)
Source: RefSeq, a predicted model, not a curated record
GCUGCAAUCAAACCACAUUAUGCUGUGAUGAAAUGGAUCGACAAAUGCUCCAUCAAGGAAAAGCAAGUGAACUUAGUUAAUGAGCAAUUGAAUAAACUUGGAGGUGGUGGUGGCAAGAGUUGUUAAACUGAAAGUAUAAUUGAACCACCACUGUAAAGGAAGGAACAUAUACACCUUUACAACCAAAACUGCAGCUCCAAUCCCCUCAAUUUAUAGCUUGGAAGUAGCAGAGGUGGCCCAUGGUCACAUACUUGUGAAUGCAGAAAAGUAUCCGGCCCCACACAAAUAUAAAUACAAUUGAGAUGAAGCAUUCAUAUUUGGAUACAUUCAUAGAUGUUCAAGGAGAUCAGAAGAGUCAUAAUUUUUAAAGCAAGAAAAUGAGGAGAGCAUAUCGCAAAAUGUGGCGGGUGGUGCCGGACUGCACAAGCAAGAGAAUCUUGCGAACGGAAUCGAUGAGAGACAUAGAAGAAAUACUCAAGAGUAAGCUGGCAACCAUCAAGGAAGAUGAGUCAGAAAGGGAUGAGGUGGAGAAGAGUGCUGUAACACCAGCAAUAUUGACCAGGAGUAAGAAGAGAUCAGAAAUAAGAAAGAAGGGGCGGUGUUUUGUGGCUCACUUGAGCUUUAAAAACCGUAUGCUAUUCAUGACUGCUGGGUUGCAGCGAAGCUAUGAUUGCACAUUAUUGGCUUUCAUUGCUUCAUUAUUCAUACGUGCCAUGGCUCUCUUGGGCUAUUCUCUGGUCACGGCCUCUUUUCACUCAGAUGAAGAAGCAGAUGACUAUGAAGGAAGAUUUAUAGCCAUGAGGAUGAUCAGUUUUGGGCCCUAGGGUCCCGGGGGGAGAAGCCACGCUUUGCUCUUGAUGGUCAUAUCGAAAAUGGGCCUAAUAACUUAUCUUGGAAGGCUUUGUCCCCUGUCUUCUUCUCCCAGAUAAGAUUCCAUUAUUUGAAAGUUGAAACAGAAAGCCGGCUAGUAUCAUAAAUAUUUUCAGGGUGGGUUUGGUAUUGUUGUUGUUGUGGUUGUAACUUGAAAAAAAUUAUUUUAUAAAAGUUAAUUUUAGUUAAGGUUGGUUUGAAAAAAUA